AUGGCGUCACUGCAACGUUCCGCUGUCUUUCGACAAAGCAUCCGACAAUUCCAGCAAUCAAUUCAAGAAAGAGCAAAUACAGCGGCUAAUGUAAUCCGUCAGGAAGCAGAAGUGAAUAUAAGACGUGUACGUCAUGUGCCACGCUGGAUACAACUUCUGAGGAAAGUAUAUCAUGAAUAUGGUCUCAAGCAUAUUCUUCUAAUCAUUGUUCUCAUCAUUUAUCAGUUUAUUGGUGCAGCAAUAUUCUAUCUUUGUGAAGCAAGUCAUGAUGAGUCACUUGAAACGUUUUGGAAAGAAAACAUAAAGCGGAAUCGAACACGUUUGAUAGAUGUUAUCGUAUCAUCUAUGCUCAAUAACACCGAAUAUCUAUUCUUUCUUACUUCCAAUCAAACUAGACAGGUCAAAAGACGCUUAGGUCAAGAAUUAACUUUAUAUGAAAAGGGCCUCGGAAUUAAAUAUACUGAUCAAAAAAUCCGAUGGGAUUUCUGGAAUGCUAUGUUAUAUGCUCAGACAAUUUGUACAACAAUUGGUUACGGACAUCUUUAUCCGUCCACAACAGCCGGUCGUAUUUUUACAAUGCUUUAUGCAAUUGUCGGCAUUCCGUUGGUGCUCAGUAUACUCGAUGAUCUCGGUAAAUUACUGACCAGAUGUCUCAAAACGCCUUGGUACCUUACUAAAUGCGGAUGUCGCCGAUUGUCCCGUUAUUGCACGAAGCAGACAAUGACCGAAAUCUGGGAACUUGAUGCAGAAGAUAAAAGAGAUUUGGAAAUUUUUGACUUGCCAAUACCGAUAGCAAUAUCUGUUGUUAUUACAUGGAUAUUUAUUUGUUCUGCGACAUUUUGUCUUUGGGAGAAAGACUGGGAUUAUUUUGUUGCUUUUUACUUCUUUUUCAUAUCUUUAAGCACAAUUGGUCUCGGUGACAUCACUCCAACACAGCCAAAAUAUUUGCUCAUGCUAUUCAUUUAUAUUAUUAUUGGUCUUUCAUUAGUUUCUAUGUGUAUUAAUUUGAUUCAAUCAGAAAUGGCUCGAACAUACGAAGUUGGGCAACUGGAUAAUUUAAGCUUAAACUCGGCUGACUUUUCUUCCGAAAGCAUGAAUCAAAGAAUUUGCAACAAGAAUUGUAUUAGCUCAAGCAAUGGAAGUAAUAUUAUUGAUGGUAGUGCGCGAUCGUUGUCCGAUAAUUCUCUUUGGCGCAUUUCAGUCAACAACAGGAAAAAAUUUGAUAAAUCAUCGCAAACGAUGCUAUCAUUCCUCAGUCCUUGUGGAAAUUCAAACAUGUAUAAGUAUGAUUAUAAUAUAGGAAUUAAGUUCCUACCAAGGAAUUUAUCAAUCGAUGAUGUGAUGAAGCUAAUGGAUACCGAAGAAGAAGAUAUUUUGGUACUAACUGGACUUAUUCGCGCUGAUAGCAAUGUUUCGGAUAAUAGUGAUGAUAGUAGUUAG
Messenger RNA from Brugia malayi, 1440 nucleotides. RefSeq lists its product as uncharacterized. NCBI's taxonomy places the organism in Eukaryota, Metazoa, Nematoda, Chromadorea, Rhabditida, Onchocercidae. Gene Ontology annotation, cellular component: membrane. Bases 1 to 1440 code for a protein of 479 amino acids. The transcript is spliced from 10 exons. Gene Ontology annotation, molecular function: potassium ion leak channel activity. Gene Ontology annotation, biological process: stabilization of membrane potential; potassium ion transmembrane transport. The record is from RefSeq and is a predicted model, not a curated record.